AUGGCUCAAAGACCCUCGCAAACCCUCUCCAGCGGCGCCACGCUCGCCACGCUCCCUCCUGAACUCGUCUCGCUCGUACUCGCCCUCGGGAGCAGGUGGGGCGAGGCGAAAGGCGAGCUCCUGCGGUACAUGCUCGUCUGCAGGGCCUUCAAAGGUCCCGCCGUCUCGCUGCUCUACCGUCACAUCGCCCUCGUCUCGGACAAGCAGGCGUACAGCUUCUUACGCUCUGUCAAGAACUCGCCUACACCUUCUCGCCUUACCUCGAGCGUCCGCGAUCUCCGCCUCAACUCGACAGAGCUCGACGGCCCGCCGGGCGCCUCGCGCAAUCUCGUCUACCCGGCACUCCACCUGCUGGACAACCUGCGCUCUCUUCAAGUCACGGCUGACGACGGCUUGCGAAUGCUAUACACGGUCCUCGCGAAAGGAGGUGGCGGAGUGACGCAGUUGAGGAGUUUCAGUGUGCAAGGUGGUUUCGUCCGCUGGGAUAUUGUCGUCGGCAUCCUAAGCCAGGCGACCAACCUACAAACACUCCAUCUCCAAGACCUCUUCGUCCUACAGCCCGCGAACGCGUCAAGCGAUUCACGAAACGGGGACGAUGUCGGCAGCGUGGAGUACCCUACGCUCCGCCUUGAUGGCGACUGCGAUAACCCGAGCCCUCACAUCGACUUCGUAACCGACGAGACCGGUAAGAACGUCGUCACGACAGCCAAUGUACCCGCGCUCUGUCUCCCUCCACCUCCGGAGCCCAUGCCCUUUCCCUCUCUUCCCCUUCGCAGCCUCACUCUGCACCAGAUCGCGGGCCCGAGCCUGCGCGACGACGCCUUCGUCUCCAUCAUCAAUGCUACUCGUCACACUCUCGACGAACUGCGUCUCCAGGCCAUCGACUCCCUCUCACGUCCCGGCCUAAUCGCCGCUCUCCGCCUCCUCCCCAACCUUCGCACCCUGGCAAUCACGCUGUGUCGGUUCUCGUUUGGCAUCCACGAUGAGAACCAUCGGCUAGUCCAAACACCUCCUGCGCGUUCCGAGACGGGCAACCCUUUCAGCACGUCUUUCGCGGCGGCGUACCCGCCCGACUCGCCCCUCGUCGACGGCGCCUUCGCCUUGGCGACCAAGUUUGAGCUUCUCGAAGAAGGCAGCAAAGUGCGCGAGGCGGUCACGUACCCCGUCUCGACGGAAGAAGCGGUCUAUCCGCUCGACUUCCUCGUCAAGCGUUGCGCCUUCCUCCAAGUCCUCGAAGUCGCGUCCGACCACCUGAUGUCGUCGAAUGGCGUCGUCGAGGUCAUGACUAGACUGCCGCUGCAAAUGAUUGUGCUCGACGCGCGUGUCCCAUGGAUCGCGGUUGAGGCGGUGGAGAAAGGGUUGGCGGCUGCUGAUGGGAGGAUCGAGACUGUCACCCUGGGACGGAGGAUGUGCUGGAGCGCCGCCGAAGUCCAGCACCUCAAGAACACCUCGUUGACGACCUCGACCGUCGUCCAGUGCGCGCCGGCGCCGUGUACGCCUACUCCUUGA
Rhodotorula toruloides NP11 is the source of this 1509-nucleotide messenger RNA. RefSeq lists its product as uncharacterized. The record is from RefSeq and is a predicted model, not a curated record. The coding region runs from base 1 to 1509 and encodes 502 amino acids. NCBI's taxonomy places the organism in Eukaryota, Fungi, Basidiomycota, Microbotryomycetes, Sporidiobolales, Sporidiobolaceae. The transcript has 3 exons.